Gadus chalcogrammus (walleye pollock) is the source of this 6098-nucleotide messenger RNA. It is a transcript of the gene nlrx1, whose product is annotated as NLR family member X1. The coding region runs from base 132 to 3017 and encodes 961 amino acids. The transcript is spliced from 13 exons. Gene Ontology annotation, molecular function: protein binding. The record is from RefSeq and is a predicted model, not a curated record. Gene Ontology annotation, biological process: negative regulation of canonical NF-kappaB signal transduction. Lineage: Eukaryota; Metazoa; Chordata; Actinopteri; Gadiformes; Gadidae. Gene Ontology annotation, cellular component: mitochondrion.
AGGACAUUUGAUAUCUGCGGCUGCGUAAACCCAAAGAGUGAUUGACUCGUCCACUGUACCGAUCUGUAAAUCCACAAUGUGAAUUAUUGGGGGGUGGACUAUAACCUUCUGACCAGUUAGUCACCUCUACAAUGAGCUCACUGCCAAGACAGCUGAAGGUGCUGCGAUGGAGAUGGAGGAGGAGAGUGGAGGCCCUCCCACCCCCUGCUGUCUAUACCCGGGCCCUCUGCAGCCGUUCACAUGACCCCGCGGACCCCAUCGAGGUCCACAAGAGGAAGCUGGAGCUGUGGUUCAGCCACCUGCCCCAGGAGGAGAAGCAGUUCGGGGGCUACUUCCUUCCAGAGACCAUGCACGUGGACCCCCUGAUCCUGGAGAGGGAGCCCGCGGAGAAGAGGACCCCCCUGAUCCCCAGCCCCCUGCUGCAGGGCCCCCCUGUUCCGGCCUGCACAAUGGAGCAGCUGUUUGAGCCGGUGGCAGAUUGGGGCGGGGCCCGGGGCCUCAACGUGAUGCUGUACGGGGCGGUGGGGACGGGUAAGACCACCGUGGUCCGGAAGCUGGUGCUGGACUGGUGCGCCGGGGCCGCCCUGACCCAGUUCAAGCUGCUGGUGCCCUUCUCCUGUGAAGACCUCUCCCAGUUGACAAGGGCCUCCUCUUUACGGGACUUGGUGGGCAGGAAGUACCUCCAUCUGCGCAGGAUCCCGCUGCUGAGCGGCGAGGGCGACCAGGCCAAGGAGGUCCUCUUCCUCUUCAACGGGAUAGAGAAGAUGAAGCUGGACUUCCGGAUUGGGAACACGGAGCUGUGCAGUGACCCCAGCGAGGCGCUCCCCUCCGGGGCCGUGGUGGUCAACCUGCUGAGGAAGUACCUCCUGCCUGAGGCCAGUAUCCUGGUGACCACCCGGCUCUCUGCGGUGGAGUCCAUCCCCCAGAAGUACGUUGCCCGCUACGCACAGAUCUGUGGCUUCGACAGUGCUGAGCGCCAGCGGGCCUACUUCACCAGCCGCCUGCUGCAGCAGCCCAGCACCGGUGUGGCCCAGCCCAACCGGGAGGCCCUCAUCGAGCUCCUCUACCUCAACCUGCAGAGGGAGAGCCGCCUGGCCCAAGCCUGCUUCCUGCCCGCCUACUGUUGGCUCACCUGCGCCACUCUCCACUUCCUGCACUUUACCGACGCCCAGGCGCCCAUCCGCACCUUCACAGGCAUCUACACUAGCUUCCUGCGGCUCAACUUCGGCGGGGAGGUGCUGGGAGCAGGCGCGGCGGCGAGGGCGGACGGCUCGGUCCAGGAGCGGCAGGGCUCCCUGAUGCUGUACGUGGUGCGCACGGUGGGGAAGCUGGCCUUCGACGGCGUCACCAACAAACGCACCUCCUUCUCGGAGAGCGAGCUGGAGCAGUGGGUCGGCGGGAAGACCAAGACGGACGAGGAGCUGCGGCAGCUGGCCGUGUUCAGGACCGACGUGCUGGACUUCUUCCUGGUCCCCUGCCCCAGCAAGGACGGCCAGGAGCAGGACGCCGACGAGCGGCGCUACACGUUCGCCGUGCCGGCCAUGCAGGAGUACCUGGCCGCCCUCUACGUGGUCCUGGGGGAGAACAAGACGGCGGUGGAAAAGCUCACCAGGCAGGUGUCGGUGGCCAUCGGCCAGGUGAACGAGGAGGUCGGCUCCAUGGUGGCGGUCCUCUCCAAGUUCAUCCCGCUGCGCAUCUUUGCAGUGUUCAACCUGCUCCAGCUGUUCCCCAAACUGUACGAGCGGAUCCACACUCACAACCAGGGCCGCAUCGCCAGGACGCUGGCGUCAGAGAUGUUCCGCAACGAGGACAGCUUCAACGAGGACGUCCUGGACCAGGUGGAGCAGGGCCUGCUGGGGCUUCACGGCCCGCAGCCCGAGAAGCAGGAUGAGAGGCAGCCCUUCGAGCUCUACCCCAUCUUCAUGGGCGGCCUGCUGCACUAUGACAACCGCGUCCUGCUGCAGCAGCUGGGCUGCAGCAUCAAGAGCACCACUGUGUCCCAGAUCACGCGCGCUCUCCGCAAGUAUCUCGUUCGAGAAUUGAACAAGCCCCAGCCCCCGGAGGAGCUCAUGGACCUCCUGGUCCUGCUCUACGAGUUCCAGAACCCCCGGCUCACGGCCGAGAUCCUGUCCACCAUCAGAACCAUACGCCUCUGCAACGUUCGCAUGACGCCCCUCAAGUGCUUUGUUCUGAGCUCGGUGCUGUCCUGCAGCCCUGCCAGCUACCGGCUGGAAGAGCUGAACCUUUCUUCUUGCUACCUAACACACGAUCUGCUGGAGAUGCUGUGGCCUGCUUUCAGACACACACAUAACCUCAAUCUCCAGUUUAACAGCCUGGGCCCAGAUUCCUGCAUCUUCCUGAGUGACCUUCUGCUUGACCCCAAGAGUGAUAUUAGAUCCCUACAGCUGUGCGACAACCCCCUCCAGGAGUCCGGGGUGCGCACCCUGCUGGAGGCCCUGCCCCAGGACCAGUCCCUCAGGCAUCUGUCCCUGAUGCACACGGGGCUGGGGGACGCCGGCGCCCGGCAGCUGGCCUCCAUACUGCACCACCACGCGCGGCUCCAGGAACUCAACGUGGCCUACAACAACAUCGGGGACAGCGCCGCCCUGACCCUGGUGGACGCCUGCAGGGAGCACCCCAACAUACACACCGUGCAUCUGUACCUCAACCCCCUUAGCAACGUGGGGAAGCAGUCCCUGUACGUGCGCGGGGUGCCCACCGACCAUGGGGGCACGGGCCGCCGCGUGCAGGUGCUGGCGUCCGUCACCGAGGGCUCAGACCUGUCCGAGUCCUGGCACCCCAUCCUCAGCGUCAUCACGGAGAACGCCUCCACCUGGGACCCUAAGCGCGUGCGCGAGCAGCUGGAGGUGUUCCUCAGGGACCUGGAGUGGGGCCGGCAGCAGCAGCCCAGCUGGUGGAAGAGGAUGCACUUCCGCAAGGUGGAGAAAGGGGUGAGGCAGGUAUUGCAAAGGAUGGACAAAGAUACCGCCCCUAAAUCCCGAAGAAAUGCCAAGUAAAAUCAGCCUGGCAACACAAACGCUCAGGGAAGAGGAUGGCUGCGUAUGCCUGGCUUUUAGUCUCUGAAGGGACACCAAGGGAAUCAAACCAAGAAGGACAACAUUCAGGAAAUGGCCACGAGGCUAUUUGUGUAAAAACCUGUUUUCAAUGCAGAUACGCAUGUUUCAAAUGCAACUGGCUUAUACCUUUUAUAUUAUAUUGACUAUAUUUACAUGUUGUUGUGGCAGAAGACCCUGCCACAAGCCAGCCAACCGGCUUUGCCUUCCAAACCCAGUUUAUUAGCGAGUCACAACGUGGUAAAUGCAGAGGAGGUGUUUCCUUGACGUUUCAGAGCUCUCCCUAGAGCUUGUGUGGUGAUGGCUGGUUGAUCCUGUGUGGGCCCUGAGUGGCCCGAUGCACCACAGGGGUUGCAGCCUUAUGCAGCUCCAGAGUAAUCAGCCUGACUGGAGCCAGAUGAGGCUGCUUAAACCAGCCAUCAACCACACAUGCUCCACAACUCUGUUUUCAAUUGAUGGUAAGGUGUUUUUUAAAUGUUUGGAGGCCAACGCAAUCACAACAAUCAGCUGCUUUGAGCUGUAUCACUAUAAAGGUAUUUGCCUUUUUAUAAGGUAUGCCUUUUUAUAAGGCCUUUACUGCUAGGUUUUAGAAAUGUACAGAACCCUAAAAUAAUGAAUGGUUACAUCAAGUUUGCUAUUUAACCCUGUAGCAAUGAACGAGUCCUAUUGUGGCAUUUAAAUAUAAGUGCUUGCUGGUGAGUGCAAAUAUAACGGAGAUGGAGAUGGGGAGCAGUGUGAUACACCUUCUUUAAUAGCUAGCCUAGUAUUUUUAAAAAACUAAAUUUGUCAAUCAAAUGUUUUUCAUCAAUCAAGUUAUUGUCAUAUCAGCAUUGUUGUGCUUUUAUUUCAUUUAAUCCACAUCAUAGACGUGAGGUCAAAACUCUACCGUCUUGCUUGAAAUGGGAAAAAGGCUGAAAUUAGAUAAUUUAACAUUAGGUUUUGACUUUGGAAUUAAUAAUCUUUAUUUGAAAUGUUUAUUUUUGAACUGAUCUCAUAACUGAAGCUGGAACUGAUGCACUUUUGCAUGGUUUAACCAAUUGUGUUGGACAAGAUAAAGUCGUAAAUUUAAACUUGAAGACUUAAUUCAACAAAAAAUGUUUUGAUUAACCAAAAUCUUAAUUUGGUUAGUGUUUUGUGCAAUUUGAUUCAAACAUGCUUGUUCCCUGUUCAUGAAAUACUUAAUCGUUCAAGUUGGAUUGAAAAUAAAACAAAAAACAUGAAGUGUGUGUGUGUGCGUGCGUGCGUACGUGCGUGCGUGCGUGCGUGCGUGUGUGCGCGCGUGUUGUGUCUUAGGAAGAUUCAACAUUAGCCUGUCUGCCUACUAUAAUAUGUGUCACCUCAAGGCCGUGUUCUGUCAAAUAACCCUGUAACCUGUGUCUGUUCCUGAUAAGAUGGAGACCUGACACAAUUGCAUGGCAUAGUUCCUCCUUCUCUUAUUAAUGGCAGAGCUUAAAAUGCAUGUGGUGCAGUGUUACCAGGGGAUGCUUUUCCCCAGGUUUUAACUUUGAUUGUGUGGUAAGAGUUCCAGGAGUGGUGGCUGAGAAGGUAAAAAAAAUAACAAUGAAUGAUUGAACCAUUAAUUUGAAAACUACAUACAAAAUGUAGUUAUUGUGGCCCAUUUAACAGAUUAGUCCGCAGCAGAACAGAAGUAGGUGUUAGUAGUGGUUCAAGUAAGAGUAAGCUUAACAAUUGACAACAGGGUUAUGUUAAUAGUCAUUCAAAGGCCAAAGUAAAUGAAGCUAUAUCAUGUUUAUAUAUGUUAUACAAUGGUGAAGUCAUGAAUGAUUAACUUAAUAGUGAAUCCUUGAAUCCUCCGACUAUAAACAGUAAUAACUUCAUCGUUAUUCAGGCCACUAUUUAGUUAAUAGUAAUAGUUAAUUACCAAGUAAUUAAGCAAUAAAGUAAAGUAACAAAUAAUAUUAGUAAUAAUAAUAAUAAUACAUUUUAUUUGAGGGCGCCUUUCAUGGCACUCAAGGACACCUUACAGGGCAGUGUUUAAAAAUAAAUAAAAUCAACAAUCAUAAAAAACACAAGAACAAGAUACAUUGAAACAAUUUACACAAGUGGGGUGAAAUGGGUGGGAGACAAUGAAUUACAUUGAAAAUGUCAGUUUAAAAAUAUGUGUUUUUAGACGGGACUUAAAAGUUUAAUUAAGUUUAAUUAAGUUUUAUUGUUUAACCUAACCAAUUAUUGGUUGGUGUGUCAGCCUCUACUCUAAAAGCAUUAGAGUAUUCCUAAUGCUGUUCCAUUGUACAUAACAGUCCAUAUGCAGUGAGUAGAAAGGCUUUUUACACUUUUUCUUUGCCUGACUUUUUCGAAUCUACAAGCACAAUUAGCUGGUUUCUGCAAACUCCUCCUACAGCAACAAAGAUGACAAAGGCUCUGAGUUGACACUGUGCUUGCCUGCUCCGCCACACUAAACUAGAUUAAACAUUAAGCUGGGGGGUGGGCCUAAGGAGAGCACAGGGCCAAAUUCUCACCUGUUGACGACAGUCAGGUCUUUCUCUCUUUUAUGUCCCUUCUUCACUGUGUACCUUGCACCUUCACACCGCCAUAGCCUGUAUAGCCCAGCCAGUGUGUGUGUUUGGAUGAGGAGCUGGAACACCAACACACAACAUGAAGUACAGCAACACAGGUAUUGAGGAUGCGAUGGAAUAUCCACGGUGAGUCCUACCUUCAUCAACAACGAUAUAGCUCUUCAUCAUCAUCAUGGUCAACAACUCUUAUUUUACCAAGAAAUCUGAGAAAGAAAAAAACGUUAUUAAUAAUGCAUUUAUAAUAUUGGCAUAUCGAUGCACAGACCUCAUGUGGGAACUGGGAUUGUGAUAAAAAUAAAUAUAUAUGUAUAGAUAUUAAAAUGGACAAGUCAGACUGACGAACAACAAACAAACCAUAUGACAGGCAAGUCAUAGCAGAGUAGGCAGCACAGUCUACAGUGGUACAAAUCAAUGCUUUUAUUAGAUAUUCUUGGAAUUAUUCAAUCUAAUCUUUUCAACGCUUUCAUUUCACACUAAUGUUCAAAUU